Blepharisma stoltei is the source of this 891-nucleotide messenger RNA. The record is from the annotation of a GenBank genome assembly. NCBI's taxonomy places the organism in Eukaryota, Ciliophora, Heterotrichea, Heterotrichida, Blepharismidae.
AUGUCAAAGGCUAAAGGUCGCAAGGCAGAGAAGGUCGAAGAACCAGAGCAGGCAAUGCUAGGACCAAAUUUGACUGGCGAAAAGAUCUUUGCGGUUUGUCAUUUAUUAGCCACUUUUAAUGACACUUUUAUUCACGUCACUGAUCUAUCAGGCAGAGAAACUCUUGCCAGAGUGACUGGAGGGAUGAUGGUUAAAGCUGACAGAGAAGAGAGCUCACCAUACGCUGCAAUGCUUGCAGCUGUUGAGGUUUGCAACAGACUCAAGAAGCUUGGGAUCAACUCUUUACAUAUCAAGAUCAGAGCAAGAGGAGGCACUGAAAGUAAAACUCUAUAAUCAAGAUGUGACAUCGUUCGAAUUUUCUGUUCUCAAGAAUAGAAAUUAACGAAUUUUUAUUAUGAAUUUUGGCCUCACCCAGCGAAUUCUUCGCGGCAUACUGUCCGAGGUCCUCAACCUUGGACACUCAUCAUAUAUGGAAAUUGAUAUUUCUACAAGUGUGUCACGAAUCCCAAACUGUAGAAACUGGCCCUUUAGAGCCCUGACUGACGCAGUUGGUUUUGCCCAAGAACUAGAAGGAUACCCGCCAGCAUCAGAACGCUAGAAACCGAGGAAUCAUUCAGAUAAUACCAGGCUGUGGACAACCCGUAAUCGGCAAUGGGGAACUCUGAGGCGAAUGCGGAAACUCGUCCAAAUGAUGCAGUAGUGGACGUUAAACGAUGCAAGGUAUAUAUAAUUAAGUUAAAUUAAGAAAGCAAAACUCCAGGACCUGGCGCUCAAGCUGCGUUGAGAGCGUUGGCUAGAAAUGGAAUGCUAAUUGGCAGAAUUGAAGAUGUGACACCAAUCCCUACAGAUAGCACUAGGAGAGCUGGAGGCAGAAGAGGUAGAAGGCUUUAA